UUUUACACUUCCUCAACAUAUUUAUACUAAAUAAAAUCUGAGUGCGCUUUGGGUACAUAUUUUUAUGAUUAUAUUAUUGAGCUGCGGCAACGUUCUGUUUUUAGGUUUCUCGUUGGGCCGACCCUCCGUAGCCGUCAUUUCUGACACCUACAAAUGAUUGAUGACCCCUUCCAAUACCUGCUUAUAUAAACUACUAUGUCAACAUCUCUCCGUCUGUACCCAAACUAUUCUAAACACAUCUGGAAUAUUUGUGCUGUCUUGCACCUAACCCGCAAAAGUGACCAAAUGUUUCUGCAACAUGCAUCUGUAUUCUCCGUAUCCCAUGCAUCCCAAAUCGUGAUUAAUUCGCAGCUUCUUUAUAGGUUUAACUGUUGACAGCCAAUGAAAUCGCUUGUUGCUGCACUUGCUGAAGUAGGGGGGCUGGUCAUUGGAGGUGUUAAUUUGCCAAAAUUUGUCUUAUUUAUGGGAUAAUAUAGCUGCAUGCGCAACAUUGACAAACUUUUUUUUACUGAUUUCAGUACAAGUUUUUAUCUUUUGAAUGUGUGAAAAGUUGAGCAAAUCCUAGAUGGAUAUCACGGGGCCACUGUCUGUACGCGCGAAUGCUUUCAGUAUUGCAUCUCUGAUGUCGGGACCGUUUUCAGACUCCCUCUUCAACUCGCUUGGGUAUCCCGGAUCAUCGGGCCAAUAUAACUCUGACUGUUUCGUAGAAUGGGGAAAUUGUGGGUAUCCCUCCGGAAUGAAAAGCAUGGAAGCCUGUCUCUUGAAUGCUGGAACUGGACGACCUUUUUAUGAUUCUCAAAGAUAUGAAUAUCAAGAUGUAAUUUCGAGAACUCACGGUGAUAAUUCCGAAAAUUGUGUCAAACAUUCCCAAGACUCGGACUUCUUAAAAGGUGAUCAAACCUGCAAAUCAGGUGACGACUGCGCGGAGAAUACAUCAGACGUUAAAGGUGAACUGCCAAAGAAACCCCUGCACCCCAAAUUAUUGAACGUGAACGCGCACCUGGAAAUGAAAUCCCUGUGGGACGAGUUUGACGAGCUUGGUACAGAAAUGAUAGUCACCAAGGCCGGGAGACGAAUGUUUCCGACCUUCCAAGUUCGCCUGUACGGCCUGGACCACAUGGCAGAUUAUAUGGUGAUGAUGGACUUUGUUCCUUGUGAUGACAAGCGGUAUAGGUAUUCCUUUCACAGCUCGAGUUGGGUGGUGGCGGGGAAGGCUGAUCCUCACAUGCCCGGGAGAAUUCACGUGCACCCCGACUCGCCUGCUAAAGGCUCACAGUGGAUGAAGCAAGUGGUGUCGUUUGAUAAAUUAAAACUCACAAACAACUUGAUGGACGAUAAUGGCCAUAUCAUCUUGAAUUCUAUGCACAAAUAUCAGCCCCGAUGUCAUGUUGUUUAUGUAAAUCCGAAAUCUGAAGACUGCUCCUUGACAGAAAAUUUUAAGACGUACAUCUUCCCGGAGACGAAGUUCAUGGCAGUGACGGCCUAUCAGAACCAUCGGAUAACCCAGCUGAAAAUUGCCAGCAAUCCUUUCGCGAAGGGGUUUCGAGAUGUUGAUCCAAAUGAGUGUAUGGUGGAUGUUUUAUCGCAGCUGAAUCCUUGCGCCCGACCUAGGAACCACAAUCGUCCUAGUUCUCUGGCAUACGCCAACAACGGCUCAGCAUCUAAACGCCGCUCUACUGACGAAAAAGGUUCAGAAUCUGAGGACUCGUGCUUGUCCCCGAACAGCGCUAUUUCCGGAAAUGGUACGUCACCUCUCCGUCUUCCUACUCGACCGAAUUACCCCACGGACGGAUAUACUUACCCGCCAUAUAGUCACGAGACCUAUAUGAUGGCGUCGAAAAGCAGAUUGUCACCGUACACCCGCACUUUGGAUUACCCCUCCUAUCACCAUGCUCGUAUGAAGGAACUGUAUCAAGGAACGAACUCUUGUGGUUACAACUUCUGACAUUGAAGUGUUUCUUUUAAGUUUGAUCUUCGAUUCGCUUGGUUGACUUCGUGAUGUUUAACUAACUGUGAACCAUGACAUUUCUUUUGUAGAUUUUCUGUUAAUAAAUAUUUAUCUUGUUUUACCGUUUAUAAAAA
Ostrea edulis (European flat oyster) is the source of this 2082-nucleotide messenger RNA. Its product is annotated as T-box transcription factor TBX10-like. NCBI's taxonomy places the organism in Eukaryota, Metazoa, Mollusca, Bivalvia, Ostreida, Ostreidae. The transcript is spliced from 7 exons. The coding region runs from base 566 to 1945 and encodes 459 amino acids. Gene Ontology annotation, cellular component: nucleus. Gene Ontology annotation, biological process: regulation of transcription by RNA polymerase II; positive regulation of DNA-templated transcription; cell fate specification. Gene Ontology annotation, molecular function: RNA polymerase II cis-regulatory region sequence-specific DNA binding; DNA-binding transcription factor activity, RNA polymerase II-specific. The record is from RefSeq and is a predicted model, not a curated record.